Syzygium oleosum is the source of this 2118-nucleotide messenger RNA. Its product is annotated as RAN GTPase-activating protein 2. Bases 176 to 1804 code for a protein of 542 amino acids. The transcript has 2 exons. Gene Ontology annotation, molecular function: GTPase activator activity; protein binding. NCBI's taxonomy places the organism in Eukaryota, Viridiplantae, Streptophyta, Magnoliopsida, Myrtales, Myrtaceae. The record is from RefSeq and is a predicted model, not a curated record.
CUUCUCGUUCGACGUCCGUUGCUCUGUUUCCCUGAACAUUUGAAGGAAAAAGCGACGGUUUUUCAGGUACCUUUUCGUUCCUCGCUCCUUAAAGUUUCGGCCUUUCUGGGUUUCGUUUCCUGCUGCGCGUCCCUGAGCUUUCCCUCUUCGUUCUGCGCUUUUGGGUUCUGUUGUGAUGGAUGCCCCACCAUUGACUUCUCAGCGCCGACCAUUUUCAGUGAAACUAUGGCCCCCGAGCAAAAAUACUCGUGAAACACUUGUGGAACGGAUGAUGAGGAAUCUCACUAGUGAAUCCAUUUUCACUAGGAAGUAUGGAAGUUUGAGCCCGGAAGAAGCUGAGGAAAAUGCAAAAAGAAUUGAAGAUGAAGCUUUUAUGACUGCUAAUCAACAUUAUGAAAAAGAGCCUGAUGGUGAUGGAGGGUCUGCAGUGCAGCUUUAUGCUAAGGAAUGCAGUAAACUUAUACUGGAAGUCCUCAAAAAAGGCCCAAAAGGCAAGGAUGAAAAGCUGCCAACUUCAGACAGUGCUAAGGCCUCUAGAGGGACAUUCUUUGAUAUUUCCAAGGGCCAACGGGCCUUCAUUGAAGCAGAGGAGGCAGAAGAACUUCUAAGACCAUUGAAGGAUCCUGAAAAUUCUUUCACCAAAAUAUGCUUUAGCAAUAGAAGCUUUGGAUUAGGAGCUGCUCGUGUUGCUGAACCCAUUCUGAUUUCCCUGAAGCACCAAUUGAAGGACGUAGAUUUAUCUGAUUUCAUUGCAGGAAGGCCAGAAACAGAAGCUCUUGAAGUCAUGAGCAUCUUUUCAGCUGCCUUGGAGGGUAGUGUUUUGAAUUCUCUAAAUCUUUCCGAUAACGCUUUGGGUGAAAAAGGCGUCAGAGCAUUUGGCGCACUCCUGAAAACACAGAGUCAAUUGGAGGAGCUCUAUUUAAUGAAUGAUGGAAUUUCUGAAGAAGCUGCUUGUGCAGUUUGUGAGUUGAUUCCUUCCACAGAAAAACUUAGAGUUCUUCAUUUUCACAAUAACAUGACAGGAGAUGAAGGAGCAAUUGCUAUCGCUGAGGUUGUGAAAUGCUCUUCGUUGUUGGAGGACUUCCGCUGCUCCUCCACAAGGAUUGGCUCUGAUGGAGGUGUUGCCUUAUCGGAAGCACUUGAAAAUUGCAUUCACCUUACGAAACUUGAUUUGAGGGACAAUAUGUUUGGUGUAGAAGCUGGAGUUUCUUUGAGUAAAGCUCUUUCCAAGCACGCUAAUUUGACUGAGGUUUACCUGAGUUACCUGAAUUUGGAAGAUGAGGGGGCAAUCGCAAUAGCCAAUAUUCUUAAAGAGACAGCCCUGUCUCUUACAGUUCUAGAGAUGGCUGGCAACGACAUAACAGCGGAAGCAGCUCCAGCUUUAUCUGCUUGUAUAGCUGCAAAGAGCCUUCUCACCAAAUUGAACUUGGCUGAGAAUGAGCUCAAGGAUGAAGGUGCUAUUCAGAUUGGCAAAGCAUUGCAAAAAGGCCAUGAGCAGUUGACAGAAGUUGAUUUGAGCACCAACUCGAUCAGAAGGGCUGGAGCUCGAUUCUUGGCCCAGGUUGUGGUGCAGAAGCCUGGGUUCAAGUUACUCAACAUCGAUGGAAAUUUCAUUUCGGAAGACGGGAUUGAUGAGGUGAAGAGUGUAUUCAAGAAAUCCCCUGAAAUGCUGGCUUCCCUCGAUGAGAACGACCCUGAAGGAGGUGAUGAAGAUGAAGAGGACGAGGAAGGCGAAGGGGAAGGUGAAGCUGAUGAAGGUGAGCUGGAGUCGAAGUUGAAGAAACUUGAAGUAGGUGAAGAGUAGGAUAUGUUCUUUCUAGAUUAAGGUAAUUUGAAUUGGCUCUCCGCGGUAGUUCAGGAAUGGCUUCAAUAGCCAGGAACAUUUACUGGAUUUUUAGCUCAGUACAUCGUCGAGGCUCAUGAACCAUGAGCAGGAUAAUCGUAGCUCCUACAGAUGAGCCUUUUUUUUUUAUUGAGGACGGCCUUGUAGGAGCUGUUUUUCAUGUAUUUGACCUACUUAUUCCGUAGGAUGAUCUAUCGUAGAAAGAGCUUACCAGAAUUUAUGUUCUAGUUACCAGCUACUAGCUAGCGAAUUGUUUUAAUGCGCUUUCUUCUCUC